AUGAGUUCGACAUUGAUUCACCUUGGAUUCACCCAAUUCCCCAAAUUGAAGUCGGCGAUUAUACGGGACGCCAUUGAUGUUUGCAACAAGCGGACAACCCCCCUUCAAUUUCCUUUUGCGCCCUGCCUCGAACGAAUUCGACUGGACAAGGUCUUAUUCCCGGUUGACUCUGCUCAUUGGCUUAUCCUUCCAUCGCAACUGACGAUUACUACCACGACAAAAGAGACCACUGGUCAAACGCGAUCUGUCGCGGAUUUUGUGAACAAGUGGCUCCUCUGCGGAGGCUCUCUCAACGGCAGCUGGCCUCUCACGCUUCUCUUAGAAGCUGCUCCGCAUGCCGUCGAGCUCGAUCUUUCCUAUCACUCCAUACGCGGGAUGUUUCUUUCUAUUUUGCAUGAUCAAGGAGGUGGAAAUUCGCUCGUACCAGUCCUCAAAGUCCUCAUCGUGCAACUUCCCGUUCAAUACUCCGAAUUAGAGGCAAAGAAGGUCGCAGAUAUGAUCAAAUCAAGGAUGUUAAUGAAGUCGUCACGCAAGAAAGGAAAUGGGUUAGAGAAGCUAGUGGCUUUUCUCGACCCCGCGUUAACUGAGUGGCACGAAGGGAUGAUGGGUAUUCCACGCAACGUUUAUUGGAGGCCUCACGCUGUUGACCCAUACCGUCAAAAAGCCGGAUAA
This is a messenger RNA of Laccaria bicolor S238N-H82, 672 nucleotides long. RefSeq lists its product as uncharacterized. The transcript is spliced from 3 exons. NCBI's taxonomy places the organism in Eukaryota, Fungi, Basidiomycota, Agaricomycetes, Agaricales, Hydnangiaceae. The coding region runs from base 1 to 672 and encodes 223 amino acids. The record is from RefSeq and is a predicted model, not a curated record.